AUCUGGAAGACUGAAGCAUGGGAUGCUGUAGCAGCUGCCUUUCCAGACAUGAAUAACGGAAGUCGGGUCAUACUUACCACUCGCAACAGAGACGUAGCUUUACAUGCAGACGGUCUACCCUAUUACUCAAAGCCAUGCUUUCUCUAUUUAGGAGUUUAUCCAGAAGACCAGUUCUCUGCUAAGGAGUUGAUUCGAUUAUGGGUUGCAGAAGGAUUUGUACAUUCAGAAGGGGCCAAAACAUUGGAGGAAGUAGGAGAAGAUUGCCUAGAGGAGCUCAUCCAGAGAAGCCUAAUUCAAAUAGUGGAAAGAAGUUCCAUCGGGGGAAUUAAAAGCUGCAGCAUCCACGAUCUUCUUCGAGAUCUCUCACUCUUAAAAGCCAAGGAAGAAAAUUUUCUCAACGUCAACACUGGGGGUGCAAGAUGUCUCUCUCCUAAAGCACGUCGACUUGCUAUGCAUCAUGGCGACUCUGCUUCUUUAAGCAACUUCCCUCUGCACCUUCGUUCUAUUAUUUGGCUCAGCUCACGGCAAUAUCUUCUACAAAAUCAACAGAAGUUACUUUUCUGAGGCUUUCAAUUGCUUAGGGUGUUACAUCUCAGUCCUGAUGGCAUAUGGAUAAAGGCAGAAAAGGUUCCAAAUGAAAUAGGUACACUUAUCCACUUGAGAUACCUUGAUAUGAUGGUAAAUGUGAAUGAAACAGGAAGAAGCCUACCGUCGUCGAUGGCCAAUCUAUGCAACUUGCAAACACUAGUUGUACGUUUAACUAGUAUCGGCCGAUAUCCAGUCCACAUUCCUAUUGAUAUUUGGAACAUGCAACAGCUAAGGCAUGUACGUGUAGGGUGGGGGGCAUUUACAUGUGAAGGGUCUACACUAGGCGAGCAGACCGCGGAUGAACUCAGCCUUCCAAGCAACCUACAAACUCUAAUAAAUAUUCAGGCAGGCAACUGGAUUGAGAAUUACUUGGAAAAGCUCAUUAACCUUAGGACACUAAAAAUAGACGAAGUAGAUUCAAGUAGGCAUGGAGAGGGAUUGAUCGACUCUAUUCCCAAAUUGGACCACCUCCAGUCUCUGAAGCUAAAAGGUGAACGUCUAAUCCCAUUUCUGCCAAUUUUAAAUCUGCUGCAUUUGUUUAAGCUGCAUUUGCAUGGAAGUUUAGGGAACCUACCAGAGUCUCAUGAAUUCUCACCAAAUCUCACCGAGCUUACCUUGUACCAGUCUGAGUUAGAGCAAGACCCUAUAAUGAUACUGGAGAAACUAGCAAACCUUCAGGUUCUCAGAUUGGAGUAUGCUUCAUACUUGGGAAAGGAAAUGGUAUGCUCUCGGCAAGGGUUUCCUCGCUUUGAGUUCUUGGUGAUCGGACGCUUGGAUAAUUUAGAGGAGUGGAGAGUUGAGGAAGGAGCGAUGCCGAGUCUUUUACAGUUACAGAUGUAUGGAUCCCGUAAAUUGAAGAUGCUUCCAGAAGGAUUGCAGCAUGUGACUACCCUCAAGAAAUUGAAGACAUCUGAUAUGUCUUAUAGUUUCACAAAUAGGCUUCGAAAUGAUGAGGGAGAGGAUUGGUAUAAGAUUCAACACAUACCCUCCAUCCACAUUGGUCGGAGCCAUUAAAUCCUCAGGAGCACCUUCCAUCAAAAUAUGCUGAAGCUAUUUCUGAAGAUAAAUAUUGAGAUGUGGAAUUUGUUGUUGUCAUGACUGGCGAUCAAAGACAGGCUUUCAUUCUUUGUUGCAGACUGAUUCAGGAUAUCUCCCUAGUAAAGCCGGACAUGCUUCAACAAUUGAAAGCGAGGCUUCGUGUAGCGGUAUGGUUGGAUUAGCUACAUUGAAAAUUGACACCACAAGACAUGCCUCAGCCAUUGAAAGUGAUGCUUUGAGAAGAAGAGGGAGAGGAUUAGCACAAGAUUCAACAUGUACCCUUCAUUAACAUAAAUGAAUAAGAUGUGGAUAUGGUGUUGUUGUGACUAGCAAUCAAAGAUGAGCUUUCCUUGUUUACUGCACACAGUUCAUGAUCUCUCCAAAGCAAAGCGGAUGCAUUGAGGUUGGAAAGUCUCAAGCUUGUGCAACCCAGCUCCCUUGCAAGCCAACACAGGCCUGGAUGGAAGACGCGCAAAAUCCAAGCUGUCCAUCAGGUGGGUCCCCACUUCUUGAUGCCAUAGCCCAAAAAUCAGCCGAGUCCAUUCUAUGGAAGGAUCACCAAAAGGGUCCCACACCCUAGGAAUUCUGUGCAGCUAGACCCAUUUUUGAGUUCUUCUUUUCAAAGCACAUCAUAUAUAUGGCUUAACAAACUGUUGUAUCUCAGACUAAAGGUAAGUGGUAGCGCAUUUCUGUUGUAUCUCAAAUAAAUUUAAUUCAGUUCCUGGCCUCCCAUUCGAUAGGACAUUGAAAGAAUUACAUGCUUUCUGUGGAAAAUUUUACUCUUGAGAAAAGCUCUUGGAUCUUCUUCUUUUAAUUUCCUUUUUCAUUUCUGGUGUGUUAUCUAUUGAAAUUGCAGCAUCUGAUGCCUUGAAGUGAACAGCAAGGAUAUGGAUCCUACAUAGUGGGCCAAGAUUAUCAUCUAAAUAGCAACGUUUAUGUUGCCCGUGUCUUUUGCAUUAUAAGUUUUGAUUAUAUGUUUGUUUUCGAGUGACAAAGGUCAAUGAGUAGACUUGAUUUGUUCA
Magnolia sinica is the source of this 2648-nucleotide messenger RNA. RefSeq names its product probable disease resistance protein At1g58602. Gene Ontology annotation, biological process: protein folding. Bases 673 to 1602 code for a protein of 309 amino acids. The record is from RefSeq and is a predicted model, not a curated record. NCBI's taxonomy places the organism in Eukaryota, Viridiplantae, Streptophyta, Magnoliopsida, Magnoliales, Magnoliaceae. Gene Ontology annotation, molecular function: alpha-tubulin binding. The transcript is spliced from 4 exons.